UUUCACUUGCGCCUUCUAUGGUGUGAGCCUUACUUUCUCACGCGGAAACGAUCCUCUGUUCUAUGCUCCUGUGUUUGGAGUUUUUUGCCGUAGCCACCCUCGGACGAGUUUUGAGCGUGGUGAUUCUUAUUUGUGUUUCGGGUACGGGUGUGAGGUGGAGGCUGUAGAAUCAUUCUCGCAGGUGCUCGGAGUUGGUGAUGAACGGCAGGAAUUCAAGUGGCGCUGGUAGCCACUUGAGCGUAAUGUUGUUAACCAGACGGCGAGUUUGAAGGAAUUGAGGAGUAAGAGAAGCUGCGGUGGUCGCGGGAAGGGGACAUUUGUAGGAAGACGAAUUUCAGUGUCCAGGCAUUGAGAGCAGAGCAAUUUGACCGAUUUUUGGACGUUUUUUUGGAAGGGGUGCGACAUGUUGGUGGUUCGAGGGGAGUUUCGCGUCUCGUAAGGAGCGAGUUCAUGUAGCGUUUAGGGUGUGAUGGACGGUUGUGGCAGUGGCUGUGCUGCAGUUGUAAACAGAGUGUACCCGUGAGAGGUGUCGGAGGGAACGAGGCAUGCGUGUUAAGAGCGGGGUUGAUCGUUUAUUUUUUCUUUUCUAUCUUUCUCCAUCGCGUCGGUUGAAGAAACUCCCUGUUGAUAUGUCUAGUAUGUUGUGUUAUGCUGUACGUUUGAGAGCUUGUGUCUGGCGCAGUUGAUCUUGACUCGAAGAUUUAUAUGAGUACAUCUGUUGGCAUUGAUCACGUGUCUUUUCCGGCGAGACGAUUCGAAAGGUUUUUUUCUUAAACAUCAAACUCGAUACGAAAUUUGAGGAAAUGAGUUGGUGAAGACUGGAAUCGCAUUAUUCAGAGUUGUGUCUCGGAGACUUCAGUCCUUGUGCUGCAAGUCCUUUACACUAAUAUCGAAGAUAAGCCAUAUUCUGUGCCGUGUGGAUAUUACAUCAUACUUGAUAGUCGGAGAGGGGAUUGGUAUUGAUCACGUUCAACAUCAACAUACUCAAGGUUGGGACAGAGCACGAGAAGGGUUGCAACACUUAGUGUUAGGCGAGGUCCUCGUCUAAGGAUUGUAAUCGGGUUUCGCAUGCUGUUUUGCAGCAACCGAACAAAAGAAUUGCGAUGGAAUUUGUAACCAGGAAAAUUGUAUGAGUAGUUCGAUGUAGUUGUUGGAUUUCACAGCUGCUGAGCUGAGCUUGCAGCUGUCUUGAUUGUGAAUAUUAUGUAGUAUAGAUUGUAUGAUACAGCGGAUAUAGCUACUAAUGUCAUUGUGAAUACAUAUGUACUUGCUUAAAUUGUGAAACCUAAAGUGUGAAGUAUAUCGCGUCGGCCGCGUGCGUAUUUGACUAGACAUCGAGACAAUAUCUGUCGCUUCAUCGAUCAGCAUGAGGGGUUGAAGGAAGUAAGCGUCUAGAAGCGGAGGCGCUACUUGUCGGCUGCGUUAAGGAGUUGCUUGAACAAGUUCCAUUGGUUUUUGGUGGAAUUGGUCAAAAUGGCUGCCUCUGGGCUCGUUAUGUCUCCGGCGGAAGCUUUUUUACCCGCACUUCAUCGCGGGGCUAUGCCGUCGGUGGAGGCUAUACAAAUUUAUCUUGCAACACUUGGCUCCGAAACUACCACCCCCAUGCAGGUCUUCAGGUCCGACACCAUAUCGUCCGUUAAAAUGAAGAUUCAGGCUUACAAAGGAUUCUACACUAGACAACAGAGGCUUGUAUAUGGGGUUAGGGAGCUGACUCGCAAUGACCGCCUGGUCAGGGAUUAUGGUGUCUCGAACGGAGAAAAGUUACAUUUAGUUCUGUAUCUCGAUGAUAUUGUCGAUGUCACUAUCAAGUCGGCUGAUGGAACUGAGUACGUUUACAAAGUUGAACGUAGCCAUUGUGUUCGCGAUCUGAAGAAGCAGAUCUCUGAGAAAGAGGGCCUAGCUUUGAAUGCGCAACAGUUGGUUCUCAGAGGGCAAAAUUUAGAAGACCAGAAGUGCAUUGAUGAAUUGUGUCUUGAGGACGAUGCUGUGGUUCAUCUUGUAUUAAGGCGAUCAUCGAAAGUCCGGACGAGGGUUGUUGGCAAAGACGUGGAACUUUCCGUAUCAGCAGACGAACCUGUUCUUUCAAAGGGGAAGGCUCUCCUUCAGGAAGUGCAGGAGGUCCCUCUUACAGACCAGUCCAAGUAUACUAUACCUCAUCGUCAACUAAGUUACAAUUUUAAGAAUGGAGGUACGACCAAGAAUGCGGUUCAACCUGUAUAUGUUUUGGAGCCUGCGUGUGGAAUUUUACGGUAUGAGAUUCCAGAUGUCUUAGUUGACAUUCUUGAACAAGCGAAGGCUGGUCUUCAGGGAGGUUAUGCGCCUGCCUUGGCAUCGGAAGGAUCUGGUGGGGCGUAUUUUCUUAAGAAUUCUUAUGGUGUAGAAAGUGUUGCGAUCUUCAAGCCUGUCGACGAGGAGCCACUUGCAAUAAACAAUCCUCGUGGUUUUGCCAAAAUUUCAAGGGUAUCUAGCAGUGAAGGUUUGAAGAGAGGUACGAGAGUAGGAGAAGGGGCCAUGCGGGAAGUGGUUGCCUACUUGCUCGAUCAUCCUAAGGAAGGGCGGAGAACUUCUUUUAAGAAGCAUCCCCUUGGUUUUGCUGGUGUACCUCCUACAAUGUUGGUUCGAUGUGCACACGAGGCUUUUCGAUAUUCUGAUGACACUUUGGAUGUUGUAAAGAAGCCCAAGCUUGGCUCUCUUCAGCAGUUUGUGCGUUCCUUCACCAGCUGUGAAGAUAUGGGGACUGCGAAAUUUGACGUGGAAGAUGUGCACAAAAUUGCUGUCCUUGACAUGCGACUGGCCAACACUGAUAGAAAUGGCGGGAACAUUCUUGUCUGCAGAGAUGAGAACAAUGAUAUGAAGCUUGUACCAAUCGAUCACGGAUAUUGCCUACCUGAGAAGUUCGAAGAUGUUACGUUCGAGUGGAUCUAUUGGUCGCAAGCGGAGGAACCGUUCUCACCGUCUACAUUGAAGUAUAUCGAGUCUUUGGAUGCAGAGGAGGACUUGGCGCUUCUCCAGAAGCACGGAUGGUCUUUGCGAACUUUAUGUAAAAGAGUGUUUCGGUUGUCUACAAUGCUUCUGAAAAAAGGUGCAGCUGCUGGGUUGACCCCUUAUCAUAUUGGUUCCAUGAUGUGUCGCGAGACCCUCUUUAAGAUGUCAACGAUGGAAGAAAUGAUAGAGGAAGUGGAAAAAAAUCUGCAUCCAUCUGCCAGUGAGUGUGAUUUUUUGAAUGCGAUGUCAGAGACGAUGGACUCCCGCAUCAACAACCUUAAACGAGAAAUUCGUUGAUGAGUGUAUUUGUAUGUGUAGUUGAAUUUUCACAGAUAGCUUUCUAUAGGCCUGACAUUAUACUUGCAAACUUCUAACAGUUCAGGAUGUUGCAACAUAAUGUGUAGAACUUGUUCAUUCUUUGCUCUUAAAGAUACUGAACCGGUAUUACCGUAACCCCUCUAACAUGGUAAACUUUGAGAAAUCCAAUGUAUAUGGAAAAGUUUUAAUUUUAGGGAGAUUGUCACGGUUCUUUAUCCUACGUUGUGCCAUACAUGCAGCCUCGGAUUUACUUGUUAAUGAAGCCUCCUUUUGUCUGUA
Messenger RNA from Physcomitrium patens, 3582 nucleotides. Its product is annotated as phosphatidylinositol 4-kinase gamma 4. Lineage: Eukaryota; Viridiplantae; Streptophyta; Bryopsida; Funariales; Funariaceae. Gene Ontology annotation, molecular function: protein binding. The record is from RefSeq and is a predicted model, not a curated record.